AUGGCUGAGGAGGCUCUCCUCAAAGCUGCCCGGUCGUUGGACCAGGGCGGCCCCGAGACAGUGGUCUCCAAGCUGCAGCGUCUCUGGGACGCCUUGGCUGCCACAUCCGCAUCCACAUCCGCCGCCGGCCGCUUCCAUGCCUCCGAAGAGGUUGCCCUCCGGUGGCUUCUCAAGAACAUGCACUCGUCAAGCUCCGGCCCCGUCAGCCCCGAGACCGAGACCCUGCGUCGGUGGCCCCUCACAUGGCGCAUCCUGGCGUGCAUCUUUGGCCGCAUCCCGCUCUUCUCGCUGGCCAAGUCGCUCGCCGACCGCCGUUUUGUUUCUGUCCUGCAGCAGACUGCAAAGGAUCUGGCGACACCGAAUGCAGCACUGUCUUCGUCGGCCCAAAGCUCCCUCAAGCGGAAACGGUCACAGGACGCCCGGUUCGACCUGGCCUCGCUGCGAGAGCUGCAGAAUUGCGUCGUCUCGGCUGGCGCUCUGUUCGAGGCCCUGCGUGUUCUUCUGACUCGUCUGGACGAUGGCCACGACAGCACGGCUGCGAGCGCCUCCUCGUCUGCCUCCAUUUUGUCGCCGUACGAUCACAUGGGAGCUGAGCACAUCAAGUCCUUUUUCAACGUGCCGGCGUCCGACGCCAACGCCCUGCUCGAACCUCUUUUGAAGAUAUGCAGGCUGGCUCUGACGACUGAAGAAGGAGUUGAUGUUGGCGGUUGGGACUCUGGCGACGACAGCAAGCCGAGUACAUCAACACCCAUCGAUGGCCAGGCCUCGUGGAUUUCUACCUUCUCGACACUAUGGGAGCUGCGUCUACAGGGCCCCAACGACGCUUUUGACGUCGCAGGCCGGUUGUCGCUUGAUGGCCUCAGUCUGCUUGGCCGUCUGCUUGAUGUUGUGCCGUCCACUACCACUACCACUACCAGAUCUGCGCACCUUCUGGACCCUGCAUUGCAGCGUCGCUGGACUGCCGGCCUUUUGCGCUUCUUCACAAACAACCUUGUGCUCACGGCUCGGUCGUUGUUCGUGAACCUGAAGGACGUCAACGCUUUAUCGAUUGCGACGUCCAACUCCGCCGCGAAGACCGACGCUAACGAUUACAUCGUGCGGGCCACCACUUUUUUGUACUUGGCGCUUAACGCACCGCGCCUCCUGGCCGGGAGCGGCACGAGCAGCAAGGACAACGAACUCUGGCUGCAGACCGUCUUUGAGACGAUCCGGGAGCCGCUUAUGGCCAGUAUCCUGUCUGCUGAGCGCAAGAACACAGCACUGGCUGGCCUGCUCGACAUGGCCGCACAACACAGCAUGGCACCGUCUAUCGACAGUCUUCAGCAGGUGUGCCAGAAAUGUGCACUUCAAAACGACCUACCGAAAUCGGCACCAACCACCGAUUGGAGGCUACUGGCAUCCAUUGCACGCUGCGAUGCCGACGCGUUCCUCCUGGCUGACAAGGGCGCCAGCCUGCUCAACGCCGCUCUCGAGCAGCUGAGCACGCCGUCGACCGCGCCGCAGUCGGCAGCCGACGCACAGUUCGCCUCCGCUUUCCUGAUCUCGCUGGCCCGAGGCUUUGCCGGAAGCCGCAACCUUUCCGGGUUCGUCACACGUUGGCAAGCCGGCAUCAUUUCUCUGUGCCUCGCCAACGGCACGGCACCACCGGUACAGAACGCCUGGCUGGCCAAGGACCUUCGGGCGGCGGUGGCCGACACCGUGCAAACCGCCCUGUCCAAGGAGCAGCUGUUGUCAGCGAUUGCUGAGGUCGAGAAUUCGUCUAGCAGCGGUGGAGGUAAGGACACGGCGACUGCAGAGGCGGUGGCUCGCCUUGUCAUCUUUGAUGCCCUCAGUGCCGGCAUCCGUAGCGAAGAGUUUGAAGACGCAGUUCAUACCAAGAUGCUUGAUACCAUCCUGAGCCUCGAACUGUCCUCGUCCUCAUCCACGCUGCCACCUGAGAUUCUUGCCAUCCAGUGGCGCCUGGUGCGCCGGACUCUCGCCUGGGUGGGAUUCUCGGAUGCCGAGCGCAUCUGGACAGCCGUCAAGGCAUCCUUGAAGAGCCUUGCGGCCAGUAGCAGCAAAAACAAGAGUGCAUCUGUGCUGACCGAGGACAAGUUCGAGGCGCUUGUAUGCAGCUUUUCGCUGUGGAUGGCUGUCAAGUUCGGCGACAAGAGCGAGCAGGCGGCCCGUGAGAUGACGUGGGCUUUUUUCACUCCUUUCAAGGAGGAGCUGUCGGCUCUGGUGAAAGAUAGCCAGAGCCGGGUGGAGCUUCUACAGGAGGUUGGACGCCAGACGACGGCUGUCAACGGGGUUGCCGAGUCGUUUGGCGGUUCAUUCGACACAAAGACGGCCGCUGUGGCGACUUAUUUGACUGAAAUGGUCAAGAGCAGUGACGAGUCGUCUGCCUUCCUCGAUGCUCUGCUGGCAUGGCAGACGGGCCUGCCCGUACAAAACGAUACAACACUAGCCGCCAACGCGCUCUCAACACUGGUCUACAACAAUGUCACAAAUCUGCAGAACCAGAAGGUCACGAGCAACAUCACCGAGGCCCAGGUCAAGCGUCUCGAAGAGGCCGCUGGCAAGCGUAGCCCUGGCCUGAAAGAAACUACCCUCACCUUGUUGCAAACCCCGUCUCACCUUCUCUCUCGGUCCCAGCGAGAACGUAUUGUGGCCACCUUGCUGCCUUUACGGCCGCCAUCCAGGAAACCAGCUGUGUCCUGGACCGUGGAGGAGAUCGUCCUAGCCCUCGACCUCCUGACCAAAGUCACGCACGAACGAGCCUUUGGCGAGAUCAUAUUUGACCGUCUUGUCUACUUCGGCGAGACUGUUGCCGCUACCGUGGAGAACGUGGAUGUCGCGUCGGCUCUUGGGGUCUACGACCGCUUUCGGCAGGUGGCCAGGGCUGUUAUAAAAUCGCCGGCAUGCAAAGACGACUGCGCCAUUUCCAAAGCGAUCCCCACCAAUCUGCAGCUCGUUCUGUACGGUGCUAAGCUGGUGGCCCUCAAGGACGUUGUGGCGGAUGGAUCCGCACAGCUACAAAAGACGAAGGAGCAGCUCGCAUCGAUUGUCGUCAAGCAGCUUCUCAACCAGCUGGAGAGCAAAGACGAGGACGUGGCUAUGACGGGGACAGUCGAUGCCACCAACCAAGCCAGCCAUCUGCCUCUGCAGCUGCUGCUCACUUUUGACGCCGCCAUGGCUGGCGACAUCCAGGCGGAGCUUGUCGAGCUUAAGAAGUUCAGCUCCCUCAUCAAGAAGGCCACGAAAACGGCAGAUGCGCUGUGCGCCAACCACCAGAAGAUUGGCUGGAAGUGGAAGGCAUUCAUUGCGCGGUAUACUCGUGGUCAAGAGAGCCGGCCAGCUCGUGACGUCCGCUUUCAGGGCCUCUUCUUGGGCGGCGACAAUGGCGAGGCUGCCUCGGUUGCUGCCAACACGACUGCCGCUGUUACAGCUGCAUCGGUCCUGCUCGAUGGCGACCUGAUCCGGGACUACCUCGCCGGCGAGACGGCAGACUACGACCAAGCAUCGCUGCUGUCCUACACGGCAGAACUGAUCGACGCCCUGGACACGAAGGAGGAUCGCGAGACGUCGUCGUUUUCGUCUUCGUCUUCGUCGACUAUCGGCCAACUCCUCGCGAUUCAGUACCUGCUCGUCCGCCUCUUUGAGACUCCUGGCGCCGCCACAGCAAAGACCCCUGAUGGCUUCUAUUUUGGUGUCGUCCACAGCAAGCUGGCCCAGAGACUGCCACGCGCCAGCAGUGUCACCGAGUGCAAACUCGUCGCCCAGACCAUCCGCACGCUGCUGAUGGACGACAAGGCCGCCGGUGCCAUGGGCCAGUGGAACGUCGAUGCGACACUGGGUGCCGCGGCGUCUGUCGUGGGCCUGAAGCGUGCGGGCAUUGCUCUCGGCAACAACGACAUGGUGCGGGCGUCGAUUGUUGCGUUCGACGGUGCGUGCCAGCUCGUCGAGGCCGUCCUCAAGCGCCACCGUGUCCGGCUGGAGGGCCGGUUUCAUCUGCUAGUCGGCACUCUGCAGGCACUGUUGGCCCGCCUGGCGGCCGGUCACCAAGAUGAGCUAAAACACAAGUCCGGCCACAGCACCAGCACCAGCACCAGCACCAGCAGCAGCUGGAACAGCGCGAAAAACAGUGUCGCCGUGUCCUGGGCAGCGCAGGCCAAGCGCUUUUCCCGUCUGUUGGAGCUGAUUUGCGAGCCGUCGACGGCGGCGGUGACCAUGAUGACGUCGCGUAAAGGCAGUACAGGCAUACCGGCGGCGCCACUGCACUCUGCGACGGAUGCGGCAAAACGCUCGGCCGGCCAGCACAUGUACCUUGUGCUGAUGACGUACAUCAAGCUGCAAAUCGACGGCGCCGUUCUGUCACGUAGCGUGCGCGAGGCGCUCGAGCCGGGCCUGUUCUCGGUGCUGGCCAUCACCCCCGACGGGACGCGACGACUGCUCAACGACGCCGUCGAUGCCAGCGGAAGAGCACUCUUCAAGGACCUGUACCGUAGGUGGCUGCAGUUUGGCAAGUGGAAGGGUGUGUAA
Sporothrix brasiliensis 5110 is the source of this 4521-nucleotide messenger RNA. RefSeq lists its product as uncharacterized. The coding region runs from base 1 to 4521 and encodes 1506 amino acids. Lineage: Eukaryota; Fungi; Ascomycota; Sordariomycetes; Ophiostomatales; Ophiostomataceae. Gene Ontology annotation, biological process: ribosome biogenesis. The record is from RefSeq and is a predicted model, not a curated record. The transcript has 2 exons. Gene Ontology annotation, cellular component: nucleolus.